Molecule: messenger RNA, 1801 nt
Organism: Dicentrarchus labrax (European seabass)
Lineage: Eukaryota; Metazoa; Chordata; Actinopteri; Moronidae
Gene: cxcr3.1
Product: chemokine (C-X-C motif) receptor 3, tandem duplicate 1
Exons: 3
Coding region: 150-1331 (393 amino acids)
Biological process (GO): G protein-coupled receptor signaling pathway; immune response; chemotaxis
Cellular component (GO): membrane
Molecular function (GO): chemokine receptor activity
Source: RefSeq, a predicted model, not a curated record
UCAUGUGAUUGAGGGUUUUUUUUGUCUUGUCUCUGUCUCUUCCUCUGUGGUGGGGCCGUAUUUGCUGUCAUUGGUGACACUGGAUCACUUGGUAGAGCACAUUUCUGCCGUGUAGCCUCAUACACCUGCAUACAUCACAGGAUUACAUCAUGAGUGACUACGACCUCUUAGAAGGCUUUGGUGACCUAUUUAACCAAUCUGACAACUCGUCCAGUGGAGAAUAUUGCUGUGAAGGGGGUGAUGUCUGUGACCUGAAGGAGACCAUGUAUUUUGAGGCAGUGUUCAUCCCAGUUCUGUACUCUCUGGCAUUUGUUGUGGGUGUCCUGGGGAACGGGGUGCUGCUGGGAGUUCUGGUUCAGAGCAGGAAGUCCUGGAGUGUGACAGACACCUUCAUCCUCCACCUGGGUAUAGCAGAUGUGCUGCUGUUGGUGACGCUGCCCCUCUGGGCUGCACAGUCCGCUCAAGAAACUGGCUGGACCUUUGGCACUCCUCUCUGCAAGAUCACUGGAGCUGUUUUUACGAUCAACUUCUACUGUGGGAUCUUUCUGCUGGCCUGCAUCAGUCUGGACCGCUAUCUGUCCAUCGUCCAUGCUACCCAGAUGUACUCCCGCAGGAACCCCUGGGUCGUUCAGGUCAGCUGCUUGGCAGUGUGGCUCUUCUCCAUGUUCCUCUCUAUCCCUGACUGGAUCUUUUUGGAGUCGAUGACGGAUGUGAGACGGGAGAACAGAAAAGAAUGUGUUCCCAACUACAAUAAGUUUGCCUAUCAGUCAGUAAAUGACUAUCAGUCAGUAAAUGACUAUCAGUCAGUCAAUUACUCUCUGUCAGAAGGUGACUGGCAGUCAGUACAUGACUGGCAACUGGCAUCGCGGCUGCUCUAUCACAUUGUGGGGUUCCUGAUACCUUCAGCUGUCCUGAUCUUCUGCUACUCCUGCAUCUUGCGCCGUCUGCGAUGCGGCUCCCAGGGCCUCGAAAAGCAGAAAGCUUUUAGGGUCAUUGUGGCUGUGGUGGUGGUUUUCUUUAUCUGCUGGACGCCAUACAACAUCACACUCAUGGUGGACACACUUCACUCUGAAAAUAACAGCAUGACCUGUGGAGGGAGAACAUCUCUGGAGAAAGCCAGGGUAGUCACAUCCUCUCUAGGUUACCUCCACUGCAGCCUCAAUCCCAUCCUGUACGCCUUUGUGGGUGUGAAGUUCCGGCGUCAGCUCCUGAACAUCCUGAGGUCUUUAGGCUGCAAGCUGAAGUCAAGCGUCAAACUCCAGUCUACUGUCAGCAGGAGAAGCUCCAUUUGGUCUGAGUCUGCCGACACCUCCAACUCCAUUGCUAUCUGAGAGAGACACACAAACCUUAACAAGCUUACUGACUUAAAUUGACAUGGGGACAGAGACAUGUACAGCUGAGUGUCCAAUGCCUUGCUUUACAUUGCCUGUGUUAUAUAACCUUUCACAAGCUAUGUUUCCUUCAAUUUCCUUUAAUUCUUAGGGCAUUAGUAGCUGAAUGUGAACAUGAUCACUGUCUGGGACUUGAGGUCAUACACCUGUAGUUGUAGGCAGCAGAUCUAUGUUUCUUGUAUAGCAGAAUAUAUCUCCCUUUUCUGACUGCAAGACAACAUUGUAACAUAAAUAAAUAAGGGCAGCAUGUAAUACUGCAGUGAGUGUUAUUACUGUAUUAGACAUACAAACAUUGAAAUGACAAUUUUUAUACCACGAUUUUACUGUAUAUUGCAUUAUGUUUUUUGUAUUGUUGUGUUUUCUGUAUGAAAUGUUCAAAUAGAUAAUAAAACUGUAUUUUCUGAACCAUA